Lacerta agilis (Sand lizard) is the source of this 3954-nucleotide messenger RNA. It is a transcript of the gene RIPK4, whose product is annotated as receptor interacting serine/threonine kinase 4. Bases 169 to 2517 code for a protein of 782 amino acids. Gene Ontology annotation, molecular function: ATP binding; protein kinase activity; protein binding. Gene Ontology annotation, biological process: protein phosphorylation. Lineage: Eukaryota; Metazoa; Chordata; Lepidosauria; Squamata; Lacertidae. The record is from RefSeq and is a predicted model, not a curated record. The transcript has 8 exons.
CGUCAGGGCCUUGCGAAUGAGCACACCUUGAGUCACCUGGGGAAAGGAGACGGCGCAGCCAGAUGGGAGGGCGCUCAGUCCGCGAAGGGAGGCCGUGCAGUUCUGGUGUGUCUCGCGCGGGGAGCGAGUCGUCCGGCUGUCACACUGGGGGAAGAAUCCGGGGGCCGCAUGGAGAAGGAGGGCCACUCCGCGUGGCCCAUGGGGUUGCUGAAAACCUUCGACGCCAGCGAGUUCGGCAGCUGGGAGAAGAUCGGCUCGGGAGGCUUCGGGCACGUUUACAAAGUCCGCCACAUCCACUGGAAAACCUGGCUCGCCAUCAAGUGCUCGCCCAGCCUGCAUGUGGAUGAGAAGGAGCGUAUGGAACUAUUGGAAGAAGCCAAGAAGAUGGAAAUGGCAAAAUUUCGCUACAUCCUUCCAGUCUAUGGCAUCUGUAAAGAGCCUGUGGGCUUGGUCAUGGAGUACAUGGAGACAGGAUCACUGGAGAAGCUCCUGGCUGCAGAACCGCUGCCCUGGGACCUGCGCUUCCGAAUCAUCCAUGAAACAGCUGUGGGCAUGAACUUCCUUCAUUGCAUGUCCCCACCUCUGCUUCACCUGGAUCUUAAACCAGCAAACAUACUGCUUGAUGGCCAUUAUCAUGUCAAGAUUUCAGACUUUGGAUUAGCCAAGUGCAAUGGCCUUUCACAUUCUCAUGAUCUCAGCAUGGAUGGGCUUUGUGGCACUAUAGCAUACCUGCCCCCAGAACGCAUUAAAGAGAAGACCCGAUACUUUGAUACUAAACAUGAUGUCUACAGCUUUUCCAUUGUUAUCUGGGGAGUUCUCACACAGAAGAAGCCCUUUUCAGAAGAGAAUAAUAUUCUACAUAUUAUGGUGAAAGUAGUGAAUGGCCACCGCCCAGAGUUGCCAGCUGUCUCCAGAUCCAGACCUCAUGCGUGUAACAGCUUGAUCAAACUGAUGCAAAAGUGCUGGCAGGAUGAUCCUAGCAAAAGGCCAACAUUUCAAGAAAUUACUUCUGAAACAGAAGACCUUUGUGAAAAGCCAGAGACUGAAAACAAGGAAUUGAUAGUUCAGGAGGACACCAAGGAUACUCGGACAUACCCCAAGGAGCUGCCCGGACUAUCCCAGCUAAAACAAGGGUCUGAACCUUCCUCAUCUAAGGAUUACAGCCUUUCGGAAUUGUUGUCCCAACUUGACUCGGGAAUUUCACAGACAGAAGAGCCUGAAGAACUCAGUCGUAGCGCUUCUGAAUCUAGGCUUGCUUCCAGCGACAAGCGGCUUUCAGGAGUGUCCUCAGUAGACUCUGCCUUUUCUUCACGCGGUUCCCUAUCACUGUCGUUUGAGAGAGAGAAUUCCGAAAGUGAUCUUGGUUCAACGGACAUCCAGAAAAGAAAGCUGGCCGAGGCGAUCACAUCUGGAGACACCGGCAAACUGAUGAAGAUCCUCCAGCCGCAGGACGUUGACCUGGUUUUGGAUGGGAACUAUAGCCUUCUGCAUUUGGCUGUUGAGUCGGGCCAAGAAGAGUGUGUCAAGUGGCUCCUCCUUUACAAUGCCAACCCCAACCAGACCAACAAGAGAGGCUCCACACCCCUCCACAUGGCCAUAGAGAAGAAGAACAAAAGCAUUGUGGAGCUGCUCCUGGCGAGGAAAAUCAACGUGAACGCUAAGGAUGAGGACCAGUGGACAGCACUUCACUUUGCUGCGCUGAACGGGGAUGAGCUGAGCACCAGGCUUCUUCUGGAGAAAAACGCCUCGCUGAACGAAGUAGACUUUGAAGGAAGAGCUCCCAUCCAUGUGGCCUGCCAGUAUGGCCAAGAGAACAUUGUGCGCAUCUUCCUGAGAAGAGGGGUUAAUGCGGAUAUCAAAGGGAAGGAAGGCUGGGUGCCUUUGCAUUAUGCAGCCUGGCAAGGUCACCUGUCCAUCGUGAAGCUUCUUGCCAAGCAGUCCGGGGUGAAUGUGAAUGCACAGACGGUGGAUGGGAGAACCCCUUUGCACCUGGCAGCCCAGAGAGGGCAUUACAGAGUAGCUCGUACACUUGUGGACCUGAAGUCGGAUGUCAACAUCAGAAAUGCCUCACUCCACACCGCGCUCCAUGUUGCUGCUGAAACCGGCCACACGGGCACUUCGAGGAUGCUCCUCAACCGGGGCGCAGACGUAGAAGCAACAACGGCCGAAGGCUGCACUGCGCUCCACCUGGCAGCCUGCAGGGGCCACUUAUCAACCACCAAGUUGCUGGUUGAAGAAGGUGCCAAUAUCCUGGCCAAGGGGCCUUCCAAGAGGACGGCGCUGCACUUUGCUGCUGGAAAUGGACACUGGGAAGUAGUAGAGGAGCUUGUCAGCCCAGAGAAUGUAAACGACCCUGAUGAGGAAGGCUUCACGGCUCUACAUCUAGCAGCGAAAGGCGGACAUCCACACACCCUUGAGGUUCUGUUAAAGCAUGGUGCCCUCACAUUUCAGACCCCUCUGCAGACGGCUAAAGAAAAUGGAUACAGUGCUGUUACUAUGCUACUCGGUGAGAGCUAAGUAAACAGACUGCUUGUUUGUCUUUUGACUUUCCAUGGAGACUCUGGGAGCCUGACGAUCAGGGUUUUUCCUCUGACUGCUCCUGUGUCAUGUGUAUGAGUCUGCUUAAAUUUGCAGGCGAGUCUGAGUUCUAUCCUGGCAGAAGCAGCAUUGUUGAUGUAGCAAUGCGUUCUAAUGAACAGAGGGAGCGUGGGAGCAGGAGCCAUGAAAUCCUGAGCAUGGAGCCUGACACUUUCCUGUGAUGUGCUGUUGAGCAAGCCAUAUGUAAAGACACUGUGUUCUUUCCCCGGGGCUUCAGCAGUGAGGGGGGGCAGGGGGAGUUGAUCUGCCCUGAAGAUGGUAUGAGGAGCAAUUUGCAUUGCAUUGCUUUAAGCGGACACUUGUUGCUUUCCGGAGAGAGUCAGUAUCUUAAUAUUUCAAUCCUCCUUUUUUUUUUUUUAACAUUCAGACAACUGAUGGGGAAGGUGUCUUCAGACAUCAUGCUAGGAUGUUUUUGAAAUUGAUUUCCUCACCCCCCCCACCCCGUUGCGUACAAAAAGUACUCUAGCAAUCAAAAUCUGUUUCACGAUGCGCAGGACUUUGUUGGAAAAGAAUGUAAGAAGUGCCUAUUUCAAAGCCACACAUUUCUGUGUUCUCAAAUUGUUGAGCUUUCCUUUCACCCUAGUCAGCAAGUCUUUGCAAUUAGAACUGUUAGCUUCCAAAAGUUAACUGAAGGCAGUAUUGCAUAGAAAUUAAUUGGUGGUGUAGAAUACACUGGUACGUACACACACAGUGGGCGCACAGCUUAGCGAUUGCAAACUUAACACGGGCUGGAAGGGAGGGCAAAUAAAUAAAGAGUGGGGGAAGUGCAUUAUUCCCCCCCUCUCCAGUUAUUUAUUUCCACCCGCACCUGUGCACCCAGUGGGUUUUCCUGCCAUGGAAAUUGCUUUCUAAGGCUUUCUUCCUAGGCUCUGAGAAGGUUGCUCCCAGGGCCCUCCUGAGACCUUCCGAGAACCCAGUUAGCAGCCCUGUGUCCCAAGGGGUGGGAGGGGCAUUCCUGGGGUUCCUGACUUUACACAGUGCUGCCUUUGCACGUGGACCCCCGGAAGCAAACCCUUGCGUAGGUGGCGGGCCCACUGUAUAGGCACACCCGAGGUGUGUUUAAAUUUCUUUAAAAGAUUUUAAAUGGUUGUAGUUUUUACAUGGUGUAGAUUAUGAACCACGUGUACAGUACUGCCUUGCCUUCUGAAUUUUGCUGUGUUCGGUAGCCUAAUUUAAAGAUAUACUGUGUAUAUAUAUAGUAUUUCAGUUCAUUGUGCCUCUUUUUCUACUGCAGAAAGUUGUGCCUCUUCAGACAUGGGUAUGUUUUAAUACGCCUUUUGUAAUGUUCAUAAUUUUUUCAAGUGUUCAAAUAAAGUCUGGUUCAUCAAUUUAAAAAAAGCUGUGGUUUGCCUGUAA